CCUGUAGAUAUCCUAUAUCCUGUUUCAAUUAGAUUAGGUGUAUAAACUAGGAUUUACCAGUCAGCCACCACCAGUCACCAGGAUUUACAUUUGUCGAAUGGAUGCGGAUCUGCCAGAAAAGUUGUAGCUAAACUAUUACAAUCGAAACAUGGCUCCAUUAAACCCAUCUUUACAAGCGGUAUGUGCGCUCCUUCUAUUAGGUGUAUGUCUAGCAACACCAGAUGUUCAGCCUACGGGAGUAAACUGUGCGGUUUGGCCUCCUGCCGGCCGGGAUGGUCGAGACGGACUGCCUGGGACUGCUGGUGUAAACGGAAGGGACAGCAUGCCUGGUCGCGACGGCAGAGACGGGUUUCCCGGCGAGGCCGGGGCACCGGGAGUCGCCGGAGAGAAGGGAGAGAAGGGACUUCCAGGAAUAAUUGGAGUGUCUGGAGUAUGUGAAGAAUGUGAGAGAAGAAAGAUUUACCAGUGUACAUGGGAUGCAUCCAAUGAUGGAACAGACAUAGGAGUUAUACAUCAAUGUGCUGUGAAGAAGCGUACCAACACGACAGGGCUCCACGUAAGGUGGAGUGGUAAUCUGCGCAACAUCAAAUCUGGUGGCAAUGACUGCAGUCGCUGGUACAUCACAUUCAAUGAGGCUGAGUGCAACAACCCUGCACGCAUAGAUGCCCAAAUCUAUGACAGUACGGAUGGACACAACAUGCACAUACCUUCCUCUAUUGAGGGGAUUUGCUAUAUGCUGCCCGCUGGUCCAGUACUGGUACAGCUUCACACAGGCGACUGUAGACCUGGACAUGGACAUGGAGACACCUACACCGGCUGGGAAAGUGUCUCCCGCAUGAUCGUAGAGGAAAUUGAGAUGUAAACACAAUAAGAGAUGACGUUACGACCCAGGAAAUUACCACUCAUGAAAGAGGACGACACAAAUAGCAAGAAGGCUCUUACAGCUUAGUAUUUUUAACAGUAGGCCCAGUCCCACAAAAGAACCUACACAAAGAAAAUAAUCUCCCUACACAAUGACUCGGCAGGCCCUUCAUGGGUUCAACGGCGACCAGACGAAAUUGGAUAGCAAUGGAUUCACACGAUCACGUGGCAUCACAAAGGAGGAAAAUACUACACACACAGAAAUGGUGCCCCCUCAGCAAGCUCAAAAUAAUGCCGACAAAUUCCAGAAUUGCAUCUCAGCCUAAUCGAUCGCACCUUUCGUGUACUGGUUCCUUCUGCCUGUCACCAUCUGGUAAGAACUCGUCCUUCCAUGGCUGUGCAGGAGGACCACAUGCGGCUGCCAGCUGUGUGACAUCUGCUACUACAUGAACAGUGAGACUCUCUGGGGCAGUGAUCAACUUCCUUAACUCCUCCAAUCGUGCGAUAACCUUCAAAAGACGUCAGCAACCAUUGUACAGAGAGCUGCAGAGUUUUUCACUACCAGCACCAUAUACAUAUAUCAACGUAUUUCCCGUGUGCUAAAAUAUUAGAUUUAGAUGAAGGUAGUCACUUGUUUAGAGAAUAUACCAAUUUGAUACCGCAUCAUUUGUAUUUGACUGCAGUAUUGCUGUUCGUUUGUAUUGUCUUAUUGGAUAAAAAACCAAGUAAUAUGAAUGUCCAAUGAUUAAAAUGGAAACUGAUAAAAUGCUGAUCGACAAAGUAAAAAUCAAUGAUUAAACCUACUACAUUUUAAUUAUUUAAUAGGUUCUAGACAGCAUUUCAUACCUCACUUGGAUUUGUUUUCAGUUCCUCCAGCAUAAGAGUAAGAAAUCUCUGCUGCCUCAUCAUUCCAGAGAUAUAAUGAUUACUCUCUAAAAUAAAAACAAAAAAUCACAAUUAAUGAAAUUAUAAUGUAAACAAAUUUAUUACCACUCUUACCAAAACAAAUGUAAUAAACCAAUCGAGUAAACUGUCA
Messenger RNA from Priapulus caudatus, 1897 nucleotides. Its product is annotated as collagen triple helix repeat-containing protein 1-like. The record is from RefSeq and is a predicted model, not a curated record. The transcript has 5 exons. NCBI's taxonomy places the organism in Eukaryota, Metazoa, Priapulida, Priapulimorpha, Priapulimorphida, Priapulidae. Bases 149 to 862 code for a protein of 237 amino acids.